CAUCAUAUUUUCGUUCACGUAGUUUCUUUCUGAAUUCGGAAGAAUCCAGACCUGAGUUCACCAGACCAUUAUUUCCUAAUUGCAAACAUGCCUUUUCCAAGCUCCUUUUUCCUUGUGCUUGACAGCCGUCAGGCUGCUGUAGCAGUGGCAUUCAUGAAACUCUUCAUUCAUGUGCCAUUAGCUUUUCUGGUGCGAUUCAUUUUCUCCUUGACUGCCAAGAUGCCAAGAAUUCGUGAUCUUGAUGAAACUAAGCUUCACAUGCUGGUGAGAAUCUUGCAUUUCUUGAACUGGACAUUCGCUGCAGAAAUUUCCAUCAUCAUGCUAACUCUGCUGAUGCUGUAUGGUACAAUCAAGCGAAUUUGGUGGUUCUCAAUCCCUUGGCUCAUUCUGUGCCCAAUUGAGCUCAUUUUCAAGUUCCUGCUGUAUGCUGAUUUGGUGGAUUCUUUGAAUGAAACCUUCAAGGCUUAUACUAAUUGGGCAGCCCUCCUGUUCUGCACCUUAGCCUUUGUUCUGAUGAUAGGAAUUCAGAUGUACGAGUUUCUUGCCGUCUUCUGCAGCAUGAGAGAAAUUGCAAUGGAGAACAGAAGCACACGUAACAGGGGCAUCAGUACCGUACUUUAGUUUGACUCCAACCCUGCAGAUUCAGUGUAGUAACUUUUUGAUAUUAGUAGUAUUUAGUUCAGUUUUGACUCCUACAGUCCAACUUUUUUUGUAGAGAAAUAUUUUUUGAUGUUCAGUUUGACGACACUUCAAUCCUGAUGGUUCAGUAGAGAAAUUUUUGAUUUAUUGUAAUUCUGUUUGACUCAAAACCACGACGCUGCAGGUUCAGUUCAGAAAUAUUUAGAUGUAAAAGGUCCAUUUUUGAAGCCAUUUAAGAUUCAAAUGAU
Molecule: messenger RNA, 887 nt
Organism: Neocloeon triangulifer
Lineage: Eukaryota; Metazoa; Arthropoda; Insecta; Ephemeroptera; Baetidae
Exons: 5
Coding region: 88-621 (177 amino acids)
Source: RefSeq, a predicted model, not a curated record